Melampsora larici-populina 98AG31 is the source of this 1116-nucleotide messenger RNA. RefSeq lists its product as uncharacterized. NCBI's taxonomy places the organism in Eukaryota, Fungi, Basidiomycota, Pucciniomycetes, Pucciniales, Melampsoraceae. The transcript has 4 exons. Bases 1 to 1116 code for a protein of 371 amino acids. The record is from RefSeq and is a predicted model, not a curated record.
AUGUCAAAAAACAGAAGCGAAGAUCUUUUUCCGGAGGAAGUCGACGAUCCAAGGAAAAAACUCAGAGGCUUCAGCCGGGCCCUAUACGUUGAAUCAAGUGAAGAAGAAGACAACUGGGAGCAAAUUGUAAGGAUUAAACAAGAACCGGUGGAAGAGCAAGAGGUGGGAAAGAAAGUGCUCACUGGACUAAUCGCCAGCCCUACGUUAGAGAAAGCCCUGGACGAUAACGAUUUUGAGAAGCAUGCUGAAUUAAUGACGGCUUACCUCCUACGGUACAACCCCGAAAAGAUGCAAGUACUCGCUAUUGAGAGGGAAAGGCAACCCCAGGCUCAACCGAGAGCAGUGAACGAACAACCGGUUCAAACACAAACCAACUCGGAAAGGCCACGCCCAACGACCACAACUUCCCGAAUGAAUCCGGAAGCUUACGUCGAGACCACUACUCCGAAGACUAAUCCGGAAACUGCGCCGAACACUAAUCCCAAGAAGUCGAAAACGACGAAAACGGCCGGGAAGAACAUCCCAAAAGGUCGCCCAAUGUCAGACGAAGAAGAAGGUCCAGUCCGAGGAGGAGGAGAUUUCGUGGAGAACGGUAUCGAAUUCGCAGACGGGAAGGUUCCGAGCCACCAUAUGACUCAACUAACAGUCUUCUGUGACAACCGGAUACGGAAAAUCAAGGGGUAUGUACCUAUAUUGAUGUUCAACAAAGCAUGGUUAGAAGCCAAUCGCAACAUAGAGGGAAGAAAGUCAUCGAAAAAGAAGAACAAAGACGACGACGAAGAUUCCAAUGAUGAAAAGUACGAAGGGCUAUCUUACCCGGUAGAACUCAGGCUAACCUACGGAGACUGGGUGACAUGCUUUAACUUGUUCUUGGAUUACUUGAAGGAUUGGUUCCACUUUGAGAAGCUAGUCUUGAAAUUUGAAGGCCAUAAGAGAAACGUCGAAAAAGUAAAAGCCGAAAAUGACGAUAAUUGGAUGGUGGCCCUACGCUACGAUAUCAUGAUACGACAUCAGUUCUGGACAACGAGGGUGGAAGGCGGAAAAGUGUCUGACCCUUCAGUAAGACAACUCACCAGUAAUAAGUCCAACGUAAAAGACAUGUCGAAGAAGAAGUGA